This is a messenger RNA of Exophiala viscosa, 1447 nucleotides long. Its product is annotated as oxoglutarate 3-dioxygenase. Gene Ontology annotation, molecular function: 2-oxoglutarate-dependent dioxygenase activity. Bases 325 to 1311 code for a protein of 328 amino acids. The transcript is spliced from 4 exons. The record is from RefSeq and is a predicted model, not a curated record. NCBI's taxonomy places the organism in Eukaryota, Fungi, Ascomycota, Eurotiomycetes, Chaetothyriales, Herpotrichiellaceae.
GUCGAAAUGCCCUAGUACAAUCCUGGUCUUGAGGUGCGACAUUCCGAUAAACACCUACAGAAGCCGCGGCACCGGUUGGUAACCUGAUGUUUCACAUGGUUGAAAACAACUAGUCUGGUGGUCUGUUCAUCUUCACACCGACGAAUCUGGUACACAUUUGGAUCAUGUCAUGAGUGGCCGUUUCUCGAACAGUUGGAGCCUGAGCGUCGCGUGUUAUAUCCAAAGAGCUGUUUUCAAGGCAUUCGACGCUUACCACCCAUUCUGAAAUAAGAAGGCACAUACGUCCCUGUCAAACCGUCGAACCGUCGAACCAUCGCUGCAAAGAUGCCUGCCUCAAAGAUGCCUACCCUUCCUGUUAUCGACUUCUCGCCUUAUGUUGAUCUUAACAGCACAGAGGCUUCGAAACAAGCCGUUGCCCAAGAGAUCGAUCGUGCCUGCCGAGAGGUCGGAUUCUUCUAUCUUUCCAACCAUGGCGUCGAUGUAAGCCUCAUGCAGCAGAUGAUCGAUAACGCGAGAACCUUCUUCGACACGGCCUCUGAUGAGGAGAAAGAUGCCAUCAAGAUCAAGCCAGCCGGCGAUGGCGUUGGAGACUUGUCUCGUGGUUUUCAACGGGUCGAUGGAGGAGCCAAAGGAUCCCAUGAAGCUGUAGAUAUCUUCCGCCCAGUCGACAACUCUGCAGGACCACCAUACGAGAUCGGGUUGGGAGAGAACCAGUGGCCAACAGUACCCAAGAACUUCCGAGAAGUUUCGGAGAGAUACGUCGACGGACUCUUGACUCUCGCAACCCAGUUGAUGAGAGUCAUUGCAACGGGAUUAGGAGUUGACGAACAGCUGUUCCUGAGCCGUAUUGACAAAAGUUUCUGGGAUCUGCGCAUUCUUGGUUACAAGGCCACGGAUCCAGAGGCGACCACGCCAUCCGUCUCUGGUAUCGGAGAACACACGGACUUUGGUAUCCUGACCCUGCUUUUGACGGACCCUCAAAAGAAUUCACUCCAAGUAUGGUCCAAAUCUGGCGAAUGGAUGGCAGCAGAUCCUAUUCCUGGAUGCUUCGUUAUCAACCUUGGUGGCAUGCUGUCGAAAUGGACGAACGGGCAAUACGUUUCAACAAAGCACCGCGUCUUGCACAACUCUUCGAAAGCGCGUAUAUCGGUGCCGUUCUUCUUCGACCCCAAUAUGGACGCUCACAUUUCGCCCGUCCUUCCACUGGAUGGAAGUGCUCGCGAAGAUGAGGGAAUACUGUACAGGGAGAAGUUUCUCCGUGCAAUGCAGUAUACUGUCGUCACGGAUCCAAACUACAGCUGCACGACGUGAUGUCUGUGAGUGCUGCGCAGUUCACGAUUUAGGGUUGGCGCAGUAGUGUAUGGUUUAUCGAGACUGUUGGAACUGGACAUUGUUGUUAGCGUCAUUGUUGGGAAACACUCUCGGAUCCUGAAUUCUUAUAAUCCUU